AGGCCCGGCGGGGCCGACUGGAGGCGCGGCGACCGUGUCUGACGAGAGCUGGAAGAGGCAGUGGGAGGUGGUGGCAUCGGCGGCGCGGGCGCCAGAGGAGGAGGAGGAGGAGAAGCGGAUGAGGAGACCGAAGGGUUUGCCAGCGUCGCGCAGAGUGUACAAGUGGCACAGAGCAGGCACGCGCCCAGGGCGCCGUCCCUGCCCCUGCGCUGCCCUCUCCACUCCCCGCCGGAGACAGCAUGGUGCGUGGGGCACCAUGGGGCCCGACCGCGUGACCGCCAGGGAACUGUGUGAGAACGACGACCUUGCCACCAGCCUCGUCCUGGACCCCUACCUCGGCUUCCGCACCCAUAAGAUGAACGUCAGCCCCGUGCCCCCCCUGCGGCGACAGCACCACCUGCGCUCAGCGCUGGAGGCCUUCCUGAGGCAGCGGGACCUGGAGGCUGCGUACCGGGCCCUGACGCUGGGAGGCUGGAUGGCCCACUACUUCCAGAGCCGGGGCCCGCGGCAGGAGGCUGCCCUCAAGACCCACAUCUAUCGCUACCUCCGCGCCUUCCUGCCUGAGAGUGGCUUUACCAUCUUGCCCUGUACCCGUUAUUCCAUGGAGACGAACGGAGCCAAGAUUGUGUCCACCCGAGCUUGGAAAAAGAAUGAGAAGCUGGAGCUGCUGGUGGGCUGCAUCGCGGAGCUGCGGGAGGCCGACGAGGGGCUGCUGAGGGCCGGCGAGAACGACUUCAGCAUCAUGUACUCAACCCGAAAGCGCAGCGCUCAGCUGUGGCUCGGCCCGGCCGCCUUCAUCAACCACGACUGCAAACCCAACUGCAAGUUUGUACCUGCAGAUGGGAACGCAGCCUGCGUGAAGGUGCUGCGGGACAUCGAGCCAGGCGACGAGGUAACCUGCUUCUACGGCGAAGGCUUCUUUGGUGAAAAGAACGAGCACUGUGAAUGCUACACCUGUGAGAGGUGGGGACAGCCUGCGGUAAGGGACAAGGGCCCCUGGGCUCCCAGGACCUGGCAGUGCCUCCUCAGGGCCCAUCCCCUCUCCCUGCUCACCCCCCCCCAGGAGAGGCGAAGGUGCCUUCAGACUGCGGCCCCGGGAGCCCCUGCCACCCCCGCCCCUGGACAAGUACGAGCUCCGGGAGACCAAGCGGCGGCUGCAGCGGGGCCUGGACGGCCACCGGGCCUCCGCCCACCCCGCCCCGCUGCGCCGGGACCCCUUCUGUGCUGCCUGCCAGCCCCUGUGCCCCCCGCCCUUCGCUGCCCGCCCCGAUGCCGCACCCCUCUGGCUCCAGUGGCUGCCUCAGCCCCAGCUCCGGGUGCGCCCCAGAAGGCGCCGACGCCCCAAGCCCCGGCGAGCCCCGGCACCCCCCGUUCUCCGUGCUGCCCGUGUCUCUCUACACCGGUGGGGAGGCUGUGGCCCCCACUGCUGCCUGCAGGCGGAGGCCCUGGUGGCCCUAGGUCCGGCCUCCCGAGCCCGCUGGGUCCCCCAGCAGGACUGGCACUGGGCCCGGCGUUAUGGGCUGCCUUACGUGGUCCGGGUGGACCUGAGCCGCAUGGCCUCAGCCUCGCCUGCCACUGCCACACCCGCCCCUGCCAGGACCCCAGGCCCCAUCCCCAUCCCCAAGCAGGCCCUUGCCUUCACCCCCUUCUCCCCACCCAAGCGCCUGCGGCUGGUGGUCAGCCACGGCUCCAUUGACCUGGAUGUCAACAGCGAUGGGCCGUGAUGGGCUGGACAGAGGCCAGGCCAGCAGAGGAGGGCAUCCGUCCUGGUCCCGUCUGCCCCAAGUUCUCGGGAGCUCACCUCCAGAAGGAACUCUGGGACCUCUGGGAGGGAGUUGGCCUUCGACCCCAGCACAACUCUGCCCCAGGGGAGUGCAGGGGGGGGCAGGCCUGGACACCCCCCAGGGAUCUGACCCCUGACCCUUUGUGACUGCUGACCCCUGAGCCACCCCUACCCUGGCAGGAAGCCCUGGCUGUGGCCACCUUCCCGUCCCAGCCCCAGCCUCAGGGUUGAAAGAGUUGUUCCCUUCCCCACCCACCUUCUACUGCCCAGGGAGCAAAGCCAUAAGGGGUGGGGGCCACCCCGUGGCUUCUCCACAGAAGCCCAGGCCUCGGGAGGAGGUGGAACUGGCUUGGGGGUGGACGCCCUACACGCCGCCCCGUGGGGGGGGUAGGUUUGUUCUCAGCUCUGCAACUGUUUGAGGUGGGGGGGGCGAGAUGGGGGUGGCCAGGGGCUUGUCCCCACUACCCCGUGGGUCUCAGGGAGGCCGGGUGCGACCUCAUCUUUCUCAUGGUGCUAUCCCUGGUGCUACUGGGGUGUGGGGGCUCCCUCCCCUCCCCCACACCAGAAUGGGAUAUGUUGGGGGAUUGGAAGCACUUGAACUUUUUAUUUUAUUUUAUUAAAACCUUGUUAUAAGCAGCA
Sus scrofa (pig) is the source of this 2422-nucleotide messenger RNA. The record is from RefSeq and is a predicted model, not a curated record. NCBI's taxonomy places the organism in Eukaryota, Metazoa, Chordata, Mammalia, Artiodactyla, Suidae.